Messenger RNA from Malus domestica (apple), 1004 nucleotides. The record is from RefSeq and is a predicted model, not a curated record. Lineage: Eukaryota; Viridiplantae; Streptophyta; Magnoliopsida; Rosales; Rosaceae.
GAGAUUCUUCUACUUGCACGUGGGAACUGAGACAGCAUCGACCAAAUUGCAUUUGUUUAUACGUUUUCUCCCCUUUCGGGUCUGAGGCAGUUUUCCUCUCGCCGAGUUAGGGCAUCCGAGUUGACUCAGCAAUUCCACCGGCCACAGCCAGAGAUGCCAUACCCAAGAGAAAGAAGGUCCGCUUCGCCACACAACUCUCCUUCACCCGUCAGAGGCCGCCGGUUGAGAUCAUCGUCGAGGUCUAGGAGAAGUCGUUCUAGGAGCCAUGAAUCUGUCGAUGCAUCCAAUCCUGGAAACAACUUGUACAUAACAGGCUUAUCCACAAGGGUUACCUCUACUGAUCUUGAGAAAUUUUUUAAUAAACAGGGGAAGGUACUGGACUGCCAUCUGGUUACAGACCCUCGCACCAGAGAAUCCCGUGGAUUUGGCUUUGUCACAAUGGAAACUGUUGAGGAUGCAGAACGCUGCAUCAAAUAUUUGGAUCGGUCUGUGCUUGAAGGUCGAUUAGUUACAGUGGAAAAGGCAAAAAGGAAACGAGGGAGGACUCCAACUCCAGGAAGGUAUCAAGGUUUGAGAGAUAAACGAGACGAGAUGCAGGACGUGAUCGUGAUCGUGAUUGUGACCGUAGACGAUCUCGAAGCUAUUCACCUCGUAGGUUGCAAGACAGAGAUCCUUAUCCCAGGGACCGCCGAGGAAGAUCACGCUCUCCAUAUGGUAGGAGGGCGGAUGAACACUCGGACUCAUACAGGAGGCGCAGGGAACGCUCCUUGUCAGGGGGCAGAAACCCUAGAUAGAGAAAAUCCAAAUGCGGUUCUGAUCGUCCCCUGGCAUUUAUUUGUUUUACACUUUGGUGUGGGGUUUUGGGAUCUUUAUUUUUAUUCUGACCAAGUAUUUCUCCAAUGUUGUUGUACUUGUGUAUUGUAUUUCUAUUCUUAAUCAACUUGUAUGCAUCUUCCAUUUUAUUCCCAAAUCCUUUCAAUUUGAAAUAACAUGUGUUUUCAAGU